This is a messenger RNA of Ilex paraguariensis (yerba mate), 273 nucleotides long. NCBI's taxonomy places the organism in Eukaryota, Viridiplantae, Streptophyta, Magnoliopsida, Aquifoliales, Aquifoliaceae. The record is from the annotation of a GenBank genome assembly.
AUGGAUGGUGAGCUUGAGACUGAGCUCAAUCUCCUGAAAGUUCGUCUUACCCGGAUGACGAAACAAGCCGUGGAAAUAUGUCAGCAGUUGGAAUUCGAAUUUGAAAAGCAGAAGCAGAGGAAUUAUGAUAUGGAAAUGAAGGAACCGACUGAUCAUGAACUAAGAGACAAAAUUAAGUCAGGGUUGGAAAGCCAACCGGCGAAACCCAAAAGCAAAAUGGAAUCAACAAUGAAUCAAAUGAAGGGCGGAGCGAAGGUUCGAGAAGAUGCCUGA